Messenger RNA from Dentiscutata heterogama, 224 nucleotides. The record is from the annotation of a GenBank genome assembly. NCBI's taxonomy places the organism in Eukaryota, Fungi, Glomeromycota, Glomeromycetes, Diversisporales, Gigasporaceae.
AAAAAAUGACUCUUGCAGAUUCCGUUUAUUCUCCAGUAUGGGGUAGUAUUUUGGGUCUUAUCAUUUUAAUUUUGGACAUUAUCGCAAUUUUUGAAGUCCUACAAUCUGGUCGUUCUAUGCUUGCAAAACUUUUAUGGAUACUUCUGAUAUUCUUCUUUCCUGUGGGUGGUUUAAUUAUCUAUUGCUGUUGUGGGCGCGGCGGUGCUGGAACUGUGAUUGCUUAA